CGUAACGUUGAGUACUUUCAAAGUAACUUGCAGGUCAUCAGUCCAGAUCACGACGUUAGAUAUGCGAUAUCGAUGUUACCAUUUGCUGCUGUUCAUCGGAUUUCUUCUGCUGGCACGUUCUACAGCUGAGAACUCUGGGGCUCAAGCAACUUGCACUGAUGUUGGAAGUUGUACAGACAAUGAGGCAGUGAAGCCUCCUUACAUGCCUGUAUGUGAUGAUGCUAAACACAUCAGUGGCACAUUUUGUGACGAAUCUCUUGCACCCGAAGUUCGUGCUAGUAAAGCCGUCGCUGCCUUGUCUACUGAUGACAAACAUCUCCAGCUGAUAGGGAACACCACCGCAGUGCCAGCUGUAGCUCUUGAGAUUCUCUAUCGAGGUCAUGCUGAACAUGGAGUUGCCGCUAGAGAAUACACAGUUUUUCCUGUGCCUCCUGCUAUUGCAGCUUCAUUCAAUUCUGAUCUCUUUUUGAAAGUAGCGAGUGUCAUAUCUACUGAAGGUCGAGCCUUGUACAACUCAAAACAUUUCCAGGACACGGCAAUCUUUGAGGACAAGGACUCUGUCUAUCGACACGGUCGAGGAGGAAUGUCCUGGUUUGACCCAUUUGUCAAUAUUUUUAUUGAUCCACGAUGGGGGCGAGGUCAGGAAGCACCAGGUGAGGAUCCCUUUCUAGCAUCCGAGUAUGCUAGGAAAUUUGUACUUGAAAUCAAUUGCUACAUGUAA
This is a messenger RNA of Corticium candelabrum, 721 nucleotides long. RefSeq lists its product as uncharacterized. The transcript has 3 exons. Gene Ontology annotation, molecular function: alpha-L-arabinofuranosidase activity; xylan 1,4-beta-xylosidase activity. Gene Ontology annotation, biological process: arabinan catabolic process; xylan catabolic process. Gene Ontology annotation, cellular component: plant-type cell wall. NCBI's taxonomy places the organism in Eukaryota, Metazoa, Porifera, Homoscleromorpha, Homosclerophorida, Plakinidae. The record is from RefSeq and is a predicted model, not a curated record. Bases 62 to 721 code for a protein of 219 amino acids.